This is a messenger RNA of Closterium sp. NIES-67, 3008 nucleotides long. The record is from the annotation of a GenBank genome assembly. Lineage: Eukaryota; Viridiplantae; Streptophyta; Zygnematophyceae; Desmidiales; Closteriaceae.
UCGCCUCACUCGCAGCAGCGCAGGCAGCAGCAGCCGCCAAGUCAGCACGCCAGCUGGGGAAGAAGACCCUCGCUGACGUGGCAGAGGCCCUCGUGGGCGCCAGCUGGCGCUGCGGCGGCGCUGACAUGGCGCUGCCUGUGCUGAGGUGGCUGGGCCUGCCGACAGAUGGCGGGUCUGCAGAAAAGCCAGAUACGGUUGAAGGAAAGGCAGCAGCAGCGGGAGAAGCAGCAGCAGGAGAAGAAACAGCAGCAGCAGCAGCAGCAGCAGCAGCAGGGGGAGAUGCAGCAGGACCAGCAGCAGGCGAGCAAAGCUUGUGUGGUAGCAAGCACGCACGGGAGUUAACCAAAGAGCAACCCCCACUGCCGCUUGAUCCGCCAAACAAGCGCCCUCGGAUGUAUGAAGGGGAGUGCGCGCAGCAGCAGGGGCAGCAGCAGAUUCCAGGUUUUUCGUCUCAGCAGCCAGUACGCACAUCACCACCCGACCAGGUGCCGCCAGGUCAGCAGAUCCGGCAGCCCAGCUUCUUAAAAAAAUCCGUUGCUGCAAUGAACCACAGGUGCCACGUGGCAGCAGCUGGUUGGCUGUCGAGGCUGCAGGGUGCAAUGGGGUAUCGGUUCACAGACGAGGCUGUUCUGAUGGCCGCUGUGAGCGAACGGGAGCUCAAGGGAGGGGAGCGACGGUUUGUGUUCCUGGGAGAAGCCCUUUUAGACUUCCUGGUCAUGCGGCACUUGGUGCAUGCAACCUCUCCUGCCGCGUCAUCGUUGCAUGCCGUGUCAUCAUUGCACACUGCGUCAGCACUCGCCAUGUCAUCGCUUGCCGCGUCAUCGCUCGCCAUGUCAUUGAUUACCACGUCAUCGCUCGCCACGUCAUUACUUGCCACGUCAUCGCCGCAUCAGCUGACACUGCUGCGCAAGCCCGUGGUGCACGCGGAGCGGUCUGGCCAGCUGACGGCGUGCCGCGGGCUGCUGCGAUUGGUGCGCAAGGUACAGCGGGCGGCGCAGGUUGCUGCAGACGCUUUUGAGGCUGCUGAGGACGUUGAUGCUGCUGCUGCUGCUGCUGCUGCUGGAGCUGCUGGUGCUGCUGGUGCUGAUGAGAUUGAUGGUGAUGGCGAGCAGAAGCCAUUCCCCAAGGACGUCUCUGAUCUCAUUAAAGCCCUCACUGCUGCUGUCUUCCUCGACUCCAUGCCUCCAACACGACCUCCCACCGCUCUCAACCCCCCACAUGAGCCAGACUGCACCUAUUCCCCUGAGCCCCCAUCUCCUUUCGUCUGCCCCCCAUCUCCCCCUAACAACUCAUCUGCACUCGAUUCCCCCUGUCCUUCCAACCUCGCACCUCCCCUCGACCGCACAUCUCCCCUCGACCGCACGUGGCGUGUGGUGUCCAACUGGCUCCGCCCCAUCCCGCUCCUGCACCCGCUCUCCCUUCACCCCCCCUCCGCCCUCCUCCUCUUCUGCUGCGCGCUCGCCCUCCCCUCCCCCCUCUACCUCCCCAAGGCGCAGGGGCACGGGGGAGGGGGGGAGGCGUGGGGGGAAGGGGAGGAAGCGGAGAUGGAGGGGGGAGAGGCAGGGGAGGAGGAGGGUGGGGGGGGGAGGGAGGGGGGGAUGGUGUGUGGAAGGGAAGGGGAUGUAAGAGGAGGGGAGGGGGAGGAGGGGGUGGUGAUGGAGGUUGAAGUGAGGGAGGUGGUACUUGGGGAGGGAUGGGGGGUGGAUGAUGUGGCAGCAACGGUGGAGGCAGCUGCUGGGGUGCUGAGAAGAGCACAGACGGUGCAGGCCUUUCUGCAGCUGUACCAGGAGGCACAAGGCGCACAUGCAUUGGGGGCUAUCCGAGCCAUGUGGGAGAGAGAGGAGGGCGAAGUUGAGGAGAGGAGAGAGGAGAGAGGAGGGGAGAGAAGGGAGGAGGAAGGAGGAAAAGGGAGUGCACGAUUGGAGGGAGAGGAAGCAGCAGAGGCGGCUGGGGAAGCAGGCUUGCUGGAAACGGGUUUACCUGGCGAUGUUAAACCAUGCAGAAAUGCCAGUGGUGCUGCUGAUACUGCUGCUACUGCUGGUGAAGUUGGGGGUGAGAAUGAGACCAUUGAUGGGCAAAGGCAGGCAGGUGGGAAGAAGCGAAAGCGAGGGAAGUCAGGCAAAGCGGGGGCGGCAGCAGCUGGAUUUGCAGGAUGGGGGGGAUGGGGGGGAGCAACACCCAUGGAAGGGGAGAGUGAUUCGGGUGCUGGUGCUCCUAGUGCUUCGGCUGGCUUCCGAGCCUGUGAGCCAGGUCCGGCUGCCAUAUCGGCUCUGAAUCACAAGUGCAUGGUGCAGCGGUGGACGGCAGUGUACAGCGAUCGCAGUAUCCCCAUGUGGGGUGACAGAACAGAGGUGGCUUUUGAGUCGACUCAAGAGUCACCCAUGGUGCAGCGGUGGACCGCUGUGUGCAGUGGCAGAGCAGAGGUUCAACUUGGCACAGUGGAGCAAGACACCGCGGCUUUGUCUGAUUGCAACGGAUCCAAGGCAUUGGAGAAUGAAGGAACGGAUGCGGUAACAGAUGUGGUAGCAGAUGCCGUAACAGAUGGUGACAACAGUUGUUUAGCAAGUGAUGUUUUGAGCAACGGUGCCACUGGUGGGGAUGCUUCUGGCGCUCUUGCACCUGACUCGAGUAACACUGGCAUCAAUGCUGGCAUCAAUGCUGGCAUCAACUCUGGCAUCAAGGACUACGGCUUUUCCACCUUCUGCAUGGAUUGUGUGGUCCAAGCGAGUGACGGGUCAACGGUGGUCAAGGUGGCGGGCCAAUCAAUGCCCUCCAAAAGGGCGGCAAAGCAAUGGACGGCAGCAGCUGUAUUGCGAGCACUAGCUUCCAAAGAAUGGGCAUUGCCUCUCAUGGGUACUCGAUGAUACAAGGCACCCGCCUAAGAGAGCCACCCCCCUAGGCAAUGUUACUGCUAUAGGCACGAGAUAGGAGAAUGGGACUGGACUCAGGUAUGAGAGCACUUGGUCGUUACAUAUAUGUCACUAUUUUCAGCGGUUAUGAUUUUUCCA